CAAACACACGAUCGACGCUGCCACGUCAAGUGAGUCUGGGCAAGUGUGAGUGAAGUGGCAGUUUCGGCAUUUUGUAUAAAAUCGUCUUCCGCAUUAAGUGACUAGUUGUUAUAGAACCUUCGCAAAUUGAAGAUGCGUGCUUUGUUGUUUACUGUAGCGAUAGCCCUACUGGGUGCCGCGCUAGGAGACGAUGUUCCAAGCGAAGAUAAUGUUCUCGUACUCACCAAACCCCUUUUCGAUGAUGUUAUUUCUUCAAACGACUUCGUUUUAGUUGAAUUCUAUGCACCAUGGUGCGGUCACUGCAAGUCCCUUGCGCCAGAAUAUGCCAAAGCUGCCACAAAACUGGCGGCGGAAGGUUCUCCUAUUAAGCUGGCUAAGGUUGAUGCAACCCAGGAGCAAGAUCUUGCAGAGUUCUACAAAGUCAAGGGGUACCCUACUCUCAUUUUCUUCAAGAAAGGAAACACUGUGGACUAUUCUGGUGGUCGUCAGGCUGAUGACAUUGUUGCAUGGUUGAAGAAGAAGACUGGCCCACCAGCAAUCGAAAUUGCCUCCGCAGAACAAGCAAAAGAACUUAUUGCAGCUAACCCUGUUAUUGUAUUUGGUUUCUUUGCUGACCAAACCUCAGCAAAGGCUCAAGCUUUCCUGAACACAGCUAGCCUGGUUGACGACCAAGUAUUUGCCCUUGUUACUGAUGAGAAAGUCAUUGAGGAACUGGAGGCUAAGCCAGAGGAUAUUGUGCUUUUUAAGAACUUCGAGGAGCCGCGUGUCAAGUAUGACGGCGCCGAGAUCUCCGAGGACCUAUUGAAGACUUGGGUGUUCGUGCAGAGCAUGCCCACCAUUGUUGAGUUCUCACACGAGACCGCAUCCAAGAUCUUCGGCGGACAGAUCAAAUACCACUUGCUGUUGUUCCUGUCCAAGAAAAAUGGCGACUUCGAGAAGUACCUCGACGACCUGAAGCCCGUUGCCAAGACCUACCGCGACAAGAUCAUGUCCGUCGCCAUCGACACCGAUGAAGAUGAUCACCAGAGAAUCCUUGAGUUCUUCGGCAUGAAGAAAGAGGAAGUGCCAUCCGCUCGCCUCAUAGCCCUGGAACAAGACAUGGCAAAGUACAAGCCCGCUAACAACGAGCUGAGCGCAAACGCCGUUGAGGAAUUUAUUCAAUCAUUCUUCGCGGGUACCCUGAAACAACAUCUGCUGAGCGAAGACCUGCCUGAGGACUGGGCAGCUAAACCAGUGAAGGUCCUUGUGGCCACUAACUUCGACGACGUUGUGUUCGACAGCAGCAAGAAGGUCCUAGUCGAGUUCUAUGCUCCAUGGUGCGGCCACUGCAAGCAACUGGUGCCCAUCUACGAUAAAUUGGCUGAGCACUUCGAGAAGGACGAUGAUGUAGUCAUUGCCAAGAUCGAUGCCACUGCCAACGAGUUGGAGCACACCAAGGUCACCUCCUUCCCCACCAUCAAGCUAUACCUCAAGGACAACCAGGUCCGCGAGUACAACGGCGAGAGAACUCUGGCCGCACUCACCAAGUUCGUGGAGAGCGACGGAGAGGGCGCCGAGCCUGUACCCACUGUGAGCGAAGAUGAUGAGGACGACGAAGCCGCGCCAAGGGACGAGUUAUAAGCGUAGUGCCGCUUUAUUUCCAUAGCAUAGUCUUCGUAGAUUUAAUUAAUUACUGCUAAGGACCACACACACUGUUGACAAUGUCUCACAUAGUACACACUAAACUUAUAUUACCCCUCCCAAUAAGGUGCUAACUUCUGGCCGGUAUAACGAACGAUCAGUGACGCCAACAAAUAAAUCUUUCCGAAUCUAUAAUUCAUUAUGCCAGUUGUCCCCGCACAAGUAUCGCCAUCUUUCUUUGUAAGUUUGACUGCGUCGAUUUUUCGAUUUUGUCGAAUUUGAUAUAAAAGAAUAGGUGGCGGCCAAAGAACAACUGGCUUUACAGAAUGAUUCCAUAAUACAAGAUCGAAGCACCGAAAAUUCGGAACAGACAUUUGGGGCUAAACUCUUGGCGAGCGUUUGCACUUGCCACCAUCAGCUACCAUCCUUCGCACCUAUGUGGGUGGGGCAUAAUUAUUAUGUCAACUUUGAUAUUUUUUUUUACUUUCCGGUGUGUGGCAGCCCUUAUAAUCUAAUCCAGUGCAUUUCGUUUGCCCGACUGUUAAUAUAUUAUUAUUUUUUUACAUAAAUACUUAUUGUGUUGAGGUUGUAUUUCGGAUGUUGUUAUGAUGUUAAAACAUUAACUUAAUUAACAAGGAAAAUAGGAAUUAGGAGGUUUUACUUUCUUAAGACUACGACAACUAAUAUACUAUUGGGAGAGAUUGGCGUUAGUGGUUAUUUAUCUCUUUUUCUUUCUUCUCUCGUAUAAAAUAAAUAUACGUACAUAAAAAAAAGGCGGAAGUUUUCAGAACGACACAUUUUUUUCUAUUUCCAAAUAGGUUUUAUUGUAUUAAAACUGUAAGAAAGAGUUUUUUAGGUACAUUAUAUACUACCUGCAAACUCACAAGUUGGAUUUCAGGACCUUGAUCAUUUAUGACAUGAGAGUCUUAAGUUAAAAAUAACUCCGGGUACCUGAAACUGCUGCCAAUCAAUUUCCAGAAUGAUAUUUUAUAAACGUCAUUAAGUACUUUUAUAAAACUGCCAUAAUAUCUUUCAGUAUAAUCUUUCUCAUAAAUGACCCAAUGUUUUCUAGCCAUGGGUCAAGCCCACUAUCGUCAAUGCUCUCUACAACUUUUUAAUAUAUUUGAUAUUUCUACGGAAUACUCUAUUCGUCAUUUUGUAUUGUCCCUUUUCGAAUUCCUUAUAUAAUUCAAUUCAGAACUUAAUUUAUUAUUAAGAAAGCAUAAUUUAUUUUUUCGUGUAAUGAAUAACAGCAGCAUAACUAGCUUAUGUACAGUGUUUAAGUGUAUUUAUAAUUUCUGUAUCAUAAUGGCUUCUUGUUUUUAUUUACAUUCCUUAGGAGUUAAAAUCGAACAAGUUUAGUUUGCGCUAGUAUGAAAGAACGGGAAAGCACACUCUUUACGUUUUGUAAAAUAAUCUAAACAUACCAUAUUAUAUAUUUUUUUCAUCACAAGAAAAUAUUUUUAAGACGGAAUUAAACCUAUUUUGUUAUUGUAUAUUUUUCUGAUUUAGUUUAUUUUGUUAAAUAUAAAUUGGAAAGUGUGAACGGUGCUUUAUGAAAUUGGAAUCUUCGUUACGCCUAAUAAUAUUUGAUAUCUCUGUAUUUUCUACUACAAGUGUAAAUAUUCUCAUGAAUAUAGUAUUUGCCAAGUCCACACUUAUAUAUCUGUUGUGGAUACAGAAAUUGAUAAAUAAAUAUAUUAUAUAAAGA
This is a messenger RNA of Pararge aegeria (speckled wood butterfly), 3331 nucleotides long. It is a transcript of the gene Pdi, whose product is annotated as protein disulfide-isomerase. The transcript has 10 exons. Gene Ontology annotation, biological process: protein folding; response to endoplasmic reticulum stress. The record is from RefSeq and is a predicted model, not a curated record. The coding region runs from base 133 to 1620 and encodes 495 amino acids. Gene Ontology annotation, cellular component: endoplasmic reticulum. Lineage: Eukaryota; Metazoa; Arthropoda; Insecta; Lepidoptera; Nymphalidae. Gene Ontology annotation, molecular function: protein disulfide isomerase activity.